Molecule: messenger RNA, 3490 nt
Organism: Schistocerca serialis cubense
Lineage: Eukaryota; Metazoa; Arthropoda; Insecta; Orthoptera; Acrididae
Product: ankyrin-3-like
Exons: 3
Coding region: 2336-3433 (365 amino acids)
Biological process (GO): proteasome-mediated ubiquitin-dependent protein catabolic process; regulation of proteolysis
Cellular component (GO): cytoplasm
Molecular function (GO): ubiquitin protein ligase binding
Source: RefSeq, a predicted model, not a curated record
CACUCACAGGCAGAUCGGGCGUUGCCACACAACCAGCCUCCACAUUGACCCUCCGCCUCGUGCGCCGCGAACGACGCUGAAACCGCCGCUCCCCUUGGGGAGAGGGUGGCCCAACCGCGCCCUGUACCCGCGAAGAUGUCUCGACAGCAGGGACAGUGGGUGACGCAUGUGUAACACCUGGGGUGUACCUUGCGACGCACCAGACUCCCCACUGCCGCUACACUCAGAGGCAGCAGCCUGAAGACGGCUGACCACGGCCAUCAACACGUUCAGCUGUUCGCGGACAGUGGCCAGCUCCUCCUGCAGGCCACUACUUGCAUUUCACACACGUUUCUCUGCCAGUUACAUGGCGCAGACACGUACGAAGAUUGUGUCUCCAAAAUAUGCUGAAGGUGAUCGGGACCAUGGCUCUCUGUCUUCUAAUAAUUCAGACGCGAUCCCGCUCAGUAUCUUGGCAAGUUUGUGAUUACCUAGAAAACCGUUUGAGUGAAAGAAUCUGCGAAAGCUCAGUCUAAACUACAGUCGCAUUGCGAGUGUCACAAUAAAGUAGAAAACUACACCACUGAUCUCGGGAUACAUUAAAGAUUUAUAAGACAAUGACGUCUGUUUCUUAGACGAGGAACAUGUCGAUGCUCGAAGACUGUAUGGAAAUGUGAACGGCUUUACAGCUUUUACCACUUAGUUUAUUGACAUGCAACACCACUUGGGUGUAGGAAAAUACGGUAACAACGCCUUUAAACAACAGUAAAAAGUCGUUCAUUAUGCGAUUACAACGCCAGUGUCCAAAUUUUUGAGCCUAUAACAUUGAGUGCAUACUUUGUAUGGGGAGGCGAAAAAACCACAAAGCGACAUAAAACGGAAACAAAUGUACAACUAACGAGGGAUGGGAAAGGAAGACUUGGGUUGGUCGGGUGGCUUCCAGAAGCCUGCAGUGUACGUGUUGGCCUGCGACCCUGCGCUGACCUCCGGCGCUACGCUCUGUUCAGCACUGCCUCGGCGUCUCGAUCCAAGUCGGGCGGGCGCGACAGAAGCCUUCGGACGAAUUCUUUGGCGCUCUGCUAGCACCGUAACGGUCCGGCAGACGUCUUACGCUGGUGGAAUGGAGAUUCUGAUUCGGCACGUUUCGAAAAAAGUGGACGCCGUUCUCGCAAAACCCACUUGUCUGAAUUUCGGAAGCCAGUUUACACUGUAGGGUGUGGAACUAUUUCACUGACUCCGUCGUUUGCCCCUCAUACGACCAGGAGAGUCAAGAGUGAUGUCGGAGGUAUGGCAGAUCUUGCUUUGGUUCAGCCAUGACGUAUGUGUCAUCUAAUAAGUACCCGAACGUUCUGUGGGGCAAAGAUGCUCUACAAACACGUCCACGCCAAAAGGAGAUGCAAAUUUAUAUUUGUGCGAAAGUUCCACAACACACGUUCUGGAAAUGGAGGCAACGAGUUUCAUUCCUAAACUGCUCAACCUGGAAAUACCUGGGUACACCAUAGCUCGCAACAAUCGGAUAAAAUGGCGACAUGAUUUAUGAUUGUAUUAUGCAGCAUUCUUUACCACGGAGGUGGGCGCUGCAUCUUUUUCUGAAGAAAGAAGACGCAGGUAUCAAUCUGUUCAAAGGAGAGUUAAACAUACCAAUGAAUUUAGACUAGUGGUUCAAAACCGCUCAAAUGGCUCUGACCUCUAUGGGACUUAACAUCGGAUGUCAUCAGUCCAAUAGAACCUAGAACUACUUAAACCUAACUAACCUAAGGACAUCACACACACCCAUGCCCGAGGCAGGAUUUGAACCUGUGACCGUAGCAGGCGCGUGGUUCCGGAUUGAAGCGCCUAGAACCACUCGGCCAUGGUGGCCGGUCAAGUUUAAUCGUGCCUACCCUGAGACAUUCACCGAGGAAACUGAUUUCUGCAUUAGAUGUACAUUGCUUGUGAUCAGGUGUCAUGGAUCUGAGGAACUUGAGAUAAGGAGGAAGAAAAUUUUUCCUAGUUAGAGGUGCCACCAACUUGGAUUUAAAUAUAAGUCGUGUAACUUUAUGGCUGAAACACGUUUGUUGCUUUGUUAAUUUUUUUGCUAUGACAUAAAUAAACCAUCUUUUGACUGAGAACGAUAACAUUUUUAGAAGGUGAAAGCAGUCUAUCGUAGCACCGCAGUGGUAGUUACAAACCUUAGGUGAUCGCAAAGCAGUACGGGCCCUUGUCAUUUGAAGGAAACUGGUGACGUUGCAAUUGAUUUAGGGUGGACAACACUUUCACAGCUGCUGUUUCAUACAGGUAUGCAUGCGCCUCGUACAAGUGUUGAGGGUGCAGUGUGAGGGCUGCUCAGUGGCACUGUGUUUCAGGACCACCCACCAUGUCGGCAGUUACGGAGGUUCAGAACAACACAACCGAGGCCCUGGCCGCCCUGGUAGAUGGGGGUGAAGACGCCCUGGUGACGCUGGUGGCGGGCGAGACGAGGGUGGCGGCUCACAGGGCCGUGUUGGCGGCCGCGAGCCCCGUGUUCGAAGCGAUGUUCGCGCACGACAUGCUGGAGGCCAGCUGCGGCCAGGUGAGCAUCGACGACGUGGAGGGCCCGGUGCUGAGGCUCCUGGUCGCCUACACGUAUACCCUGCAGGCCCCCCAGCUGCCCGACACGGCCGCCCAGCUGCUCUCGGCGGCCGACAAAUACGGCUUGUCGGCCCUGAAGGCUGCCUGCGAGCGGCAGCUGAUCUCGCAGUUGGCCGUCGAGACCGCAGCGGCGACGGCCGUCACGGCAGUGAGGCACUCGUGCCCGGACGCCUCCAGGGCUGCCGUCGCCUUCAUAAAGGACCACCCGCAGGUGAUGGCCACGCGGGGCUGGGCGGACGCUGUGCUCGAGUACCCACAAGAAGUCAUUGAAGUCUGCAGUAUGCUCGGUGAGCCACCGGCAGAAGCCAGUUCGCCGACCGCCACAGGGGGCGGGUCCACCCCCAACUCUGACAGUCAACCCCACAGCGGCCACAGCCGGUCUCCUGCUGCAGCUGCGCCUCCCACGUCUGCCCGACACACCCCUCCACCUGAUGACGCAGCCGUCUCGCGCUUCCGGAGCCUUUCUGAUGAAGAGCGAGGCAGGAGGCUGAUGAAGGCGGCUGAGGAGGGGGCGGUGGAGGAGGUGCGGGCGUUGCUCGCGGCUGGGGCGGACGUGGGGGCGAGGGGCGGGGGCGGGUGGACCGCCCUGCACAGGGCUGCACAGAGAGGCGACGCGGCUGUGGUGCGGCUGCUGCUCUCUGCGGCGUCCGACCCCAACUCCAGGAAUCAGUGGGGGCAGACGCCGCUGCACUGGGCGGCAUGGAAUGGCCAAGCAGAAGCGGCGGCUGCGUUGCUGCAGGCCGGAGCCGACAGGGGGGUGAGGACUAAUAAGGGGAACACCGCCCUGGACAUCGCCAGGCGGUACAACCAUCAGGAGAUCGUCAGGAUGCUAACACAGAGUUAAUACACGCUACUAGAGGAAAUGACAUCCUGCACUUCAUUCUACAUGAUAUUAAAAUAA